GAGAGAGAGAAAGAGUGUAGAGAGAUGUAACUAGUGUGCCACAGCAACCUGGCAGAUCAAUGAGCGAGGGGAUGAGAUAUGGUGUUAGAGACAUGCCCAGUCGUUUUCAUGCUGGUGUGUGACUUUACCCAUGAAUCUGAAGCACAGUGGACUUAACAGGUAACUUCCUUCACACUGCUGCAAGAAGACGCUCCAAGACCGAGAGAUGCAGACAAGCAACAGCUGGGCUGGCUGAUCCGAGGCUCGUUGGAUCCCAGCUUCAUCUCCACUUGAUCUCUUCUUGGUGACCGAGCAGCUGCUUGUUGUAAUCGCUACUCUUAAUUUCUUCUCAGCGAGACAGCACCCCAGUCUCUGCGUUGUUGGGAGCGAGCUAUUUUAGUCCUGCCAGGCUGCACUGUUGUCUUUACGGGGGAGAGGCAACACUCGGGAGAGAGGUGGCUGCUUUCUCUGUAAAUGUGCGUCCCCGCGACGGGCGGCGGACUGUCACCCCCAGAGCGUCCUGCGGCUGCUGAGAUCUCCUGGAAAACACCCGCCUGCCUGCGCCUGUGGGAUGGUGUGACCUCCAGCCAGCUGUUGGCCGCCCCACAUCUGGGUCAAGAUGCCAGUGAUGAAGGGCCUCCUGGCCCCGCAGAACACCUUUCUGGACACCAUCGCCACGCGCUUCGAUGGCACCCACAGUAAUUUCCUGCUGGGUAACGCUCAGGGCCACCGCGGCUACCCCAUCGUCUACUGCUCAGAUGGCUUCUGUGAGCUGACGGGAUUCACCAGGACUGAAGUGAUGCAGAAGAACUGCAGCUGCCGCUUCCUGUACGGCGCAGACACCAGCGAGCAUGUGGCCCAGCAGAUGGAAAAAGCUCUGGAGGGCCGAGAGGAGUACCAGGCCGAGGUCCACUUCUACAAGAAGAACGGCGUGGCGUUCUGGUGUUUGCUGGACAUCGUGCCUAUAAAGAACGAAAAAGGCGAGAUGGUCCUCUUCCUCUUCUCGUUCAAGGACCUCAGCGAAACAUACGGAAAAGGCCUCCACAACAGCAGGAAGGAGGUUUCAGAAGACAAGAGGCACAGGAGGAAGAGCAGUUCCCACUUCAGCGAGGCCAGGAAGCGAGGGCGCACCAUGCUGUACCAGCUGACCAGCCAGUUCUCCAGAGGGGGCAAAGGAGAGGUCAACCUGGGUGGGAGCAUCGUCGACAAGCCGUCCAUACCGGAGUACAAGGUGGCGGCGGUGCACAAGUCGCGCUUCAUCCUGCUCCACUACAGCGUGUCCAAGGCCCUGUGGGACUGGCUCAUCCUGCUGGCCACCUUCUACGUGGCCGUCACCGUGCCCUACAGCAUCAGCUUCACGUCGCACGACGACAUCGUCAAAGCCGCGCGCUCCACCUUCAUCAGCGACAUCGCAGUGGAACUGCUCUUUAUUAUUGAUAUCAUCCUAAACUUUCGCACCACCUACGUGAGUCAGUCGGGCCAGGUGGUGUACGAGGCUCGCUCCAUCUGCAUUCACUACGCCACCACCUGGUUCUUCGUGGAUCUGGUGGCGGCUCUGCCCAUCGACCUGCUGUAUGUCUUCAACAUCACUGUGACAUCUCUGGUCCACCUGUUUAAGACGAUCCGCCUCCUGCGCCUCCUGCGCCUCCUUCAGAAGCUGGACCGCUACUCUCAGUACAGUGCCAUGGUGCUGACCUUGCUGAUGUCUGUGUUUGCCCUGCUGGCGCACUGGAUGGCCUGCAUUUGGUACAUGAUCGGACGCAAGGAGAUGGAGACGAAUGAGACGUGGGACAUUGGGUGGCUUCAUGAGCUGGGCAAGCGUCUGGAGACGCCCUACAUUAACAGCACGGUGGGCGGCCCGACGGUGCGCAGCUCCUACAUCGCUGCCCUCUACUUUACCCUCAGCAGCCUGACCAGUGUGGGCUUCGGCAACGUCUGUGCCAACACCGACGCUGAGAAGAUCUUUUCCAUCUGCACCAUGCUCAUCGGCGCUCUGAUGCACGCCCUGGUCUUCGGUAACGUGACGGCCAUCAUCCAGCGCAUGUACUCGCGCCGCUCGCUGUACCACACGCGCAUGAAGGACCUGAAGGACUUCAUCCGUGUCCACAGCCUGCCCCAGCAGCUCAAGCAGCGCAUGCUAGAGUACUUCCAGACUACAUGGUCCGUCAACAACGGUAUAGAUGCCAACGAGCUCCUGCACGACUUCCCUGACGAGCUGCGAGCCGACAUCGCCAUGCAUCUGAAUAAGGACAUCCUCCAGCUGCCGGUCUUUAAGGGGGCCAGCCGCGGCUGUCUGCGCUCGCUCUCCCUACAUAUAAAAACCUCUUUCUGCGUCCCUGGGGAGUACCUGAUUCGCCAGGGCGAUGCACUGCAUGCCAACUACUUUGUCUGCUCCGGUUCUCUGGAGGUGCUGAAAGACAGCAUGGUCCUGGCUAUUCUAGGCAAAGGAGACUUGAUUGGGUCCGACCUGCCUGGAACAGACCAGGUCAUCAAAACGAACGCCGAUGUGAAGGCGCUGACCUACUGCGACCUCCAGUACAUCAGCGUGCGAGGCCUGAGGGAGGUGCUGGAGCUCUACCCCGAAUACGCUAGCGUGUUCGCCUCGGACAUCCACAACAACCUCACCUAUAACCUGCGCGAGGGCAGCCAGGACGAGGGCUUCAGAAGAUUUUCAAGGUCACCUCGGCUUCACCAUGAAUCCAGGCUUCCCUCCAUCGUGGAAACGAAGGGCGAUGACUCCGAUGACUCUGCCCACCUCUCUCCAGCCACCCGCUCCCGCCGCAACCUCCUGCUGCCAAACUUUGCCAGCCCCGUCCGCCGCACCUCCCUGGGGAACCUCCUCGGGGACGAGCUGCGGCAGUUCAACGCCCUGCGGCGGUGCCGCUCACCAAACCUCAGCCGCGGCUUCCUCGGGGGGCAGAGCUCAUCAUCGCCUCAGCCGCCCACGAAGAAAGACCACAGCAGUCCCACGUCAGCGCCGGCCUCGGCCUCGGCCUCGGCUUCAGCCCAGGAGGAGGCAGAAGCUGAGCAAAAGCCUUCAAAGCUGCUCAUUCCCACCGUCACUUGUUUUGGGCCUCCGGAUCUCAGCCCCAGGGUUGUAGACGGCAUUGAAGACAACGGCCACACGUUCCAUUUCAGCGUGGAGCACAGCGGGCCCAACGCCAGUGCGGGAGGCGGCACCCAAGACGCCACGCAGCCGAACGCCGCCCUGCUGCUGGAGACGGAGGAGGUCAGGCAGAGCAUCACUCAGCUCAGCCUUCAGAUGGGUGCAUUAAACCAGGAAGUGUCGGAGCUCACCAAGGGGCUGCACCACAUGAUGCACCUCCUCCAGGCUCACGUGUCCGUGCAUCACUGCAAAGCCUCGUUCCCUUACUAUCCGUACGGCGUUCAGAUGGUCUCCAGUCCUCCGUCAGCCCCCAGCACCGGCAUUCCGUUCAACCCCGCCGCCUGCCAGCUUCAUAACGACCCGGGGAGCCACGGCUAUCAGGGUGCCCUCGGCGCCGGCCAGUGGAGCUACGGCGGAUCCGUUGAAAUCCAGACGGAGAGCCACCGCCGGCCUCGGUCCUCAAGUCCACCUGCAAACUCAAAUUUAGCCCCCUGUCAGAACUCAGAGAGCACAGUCGGUCAUCUGUGGACAAACCCGUCUGCUCUCAACAUGGGCCGGGGCCUGCAGGGGUCAGGCUCUGAACCUCAUGCUGGGCAUGAGGACUCCGGCAGCAGACCUCUCAGUGCCAGUGCGCCCGCCAUCAGUCAGUCCCAGCCCACUCUGUGCCUGCAGCCCCCGACUGACAGUGAUGAAUUUUCCUGCUUUUUGUCCAGCGCUCCUGCAGGUGCUUCCUCGCAGAGUCUGUUGGACUCGUCGCCUGGCUCUCUCUUCGAUCUCUGCGCGACUUCCGAGUCGCAUCUGAACCGUCCGAAGGCCCCCAACGAGGCCGUUCGUGUUCUGACGCCUCGUAAUCGGACGGAGGACUCACACCCGUCGAGCCAUCCCAGCUCUGCACCUUCACCCGCGUCACCCUCUCUGGAUUCAGGAUCACCGCGAGCAGGUGUGCAUGAGCCCCGCCUCCCGCUGGGCAGCCCGUCUGCCGUGGAACACACCAGCCUGGAGUGCUUACUGGGGAACAGGGGCUCCAUGGACAGCAGGGACAGCGAAAGCGCGUCGUCUCGCCGGUCCAGCAUCGGCGUCCAGACUCAGAGCACAGAGCAGUCCUGGUGUCUGGACCUCACAGACUGAAGCGUCUGUGGCAGUGUUUAAAGGGAUCCUCAUUAUGUGCGCAGUUUCUCCCCCUUUAAAGUCCUCCCUUGUUUGUCAAGCUCAACAUUAUUUUUGAAAUCUCUAUGCAAAAGCAUGUCAUUUGUGCAUUAUCUUGGCUUUACUGAAGUGUGUCUUGACAAAGAGCUCUCUAAAAGUGCAUUUCCACUAUAUGCUGUAUAUUUUCUCCGACAUCCUCAGAGCAAUUUGCAGUUGAUGAUACCUGUUACCUCCUUGCAUGGUAAAGUUGUUUAUUCUUUUUCCUAAGGAAAAGGUUUUCCAGAUUAAUGUGUAAGCAUUCUACAUGACAACCUGUUGAUUGUGUACACACACACACACACACACACUGUAUUCAUAUGGCAGACUGCUCAGAGUGGUUUGGAUGUUUUUCAUGCACAGGAAAACGAUGGUGACACAUGCUUCCCUUUGCA
This is a messenger RNA of Salarias fasciatus (jewelled blenny), 4662 nucleotides long. RefSeq names its product potassium voltage-gated channel subfamily H member 4-like. The record is from RefSeq and is a predicted model, not a curated record. NCBI's taxonomy places the organism in Eukaryota, Metazoa, Chordata, Actinopteri, Blenniiformes, Blenniidae. Bases 599 to 4213 code for a protein of 1204 amino acids. Gene Ontology annotation, cellular component: plasma membrane. Gene Ontology annotation, biological process: regulation of membrane potential; potassium ion transmembrane transport. Gene Ontology annotation, molecular function: voltage-gated potassium channel activity. The transcript has 16 exons.